This is a messenger RNA of Aspergillus terreus NIH2624, 1659 nucleotides long. RefSeq names its product putative siroheme synthase. The transcript is spliced from 2 exons. The record is from RefSeq and is a predicted model, not a curated record. Gene Ontology annotation, biological process: sulfate assimilation; siroheme biosynthetic process. Gene Ontology annotation, molecular function: uroporphyrin-III C-methyltransferase activity. Lineage: Eukaryota; Fungi; Ascomycota; Eurotiomycetes; Eurotiales; Aspergillaceae. The coding region runs from base 1 to 1659 and encodes 552 amino acids.
AUGAGAGAUGCCUCGUGCCCUCAUACCCCUCCGUUGCUGGCCGCCAUCAACGCCGAGUCCCAGGUGCAUCUGAUCAUCGGCGCGAACCAGCUCGCCGCGGCGCGUUGCACCAAGAGUCUCGAAGUUGGCGCAAAGCCCAUCAUUAUUGCACCUGAGACCGCGGACGUGCCGUAUGCUCUCGCGGAGCGCAUCGACGACGGCUCGGCGCAGUGGAUCCGGCGGGAGUUUCGCGAUGAGGAUCUGACUACGCUCGGCCGCGAGGAAGUCGACCAUGUGGUGGAUAUGGUCUUUGUUACGCUGGGGGGUGCUCACCCGCUGAGCCCCAUUAUCUCACAGCUCUGUCGCCGACUGCGAAUCCCGGUCAAUGUGACCGACGCCCCAGAGCUGUGCACACUCAGUCUCCUAUCGACGUACUCUGACGGCCCGCUGCACAUCGGCAUCACCACCUCCGGCCGCGGGUGUAAGCUGGCGUCGCGACUGCGGCGCGAGAUCUCGUCGACGCUGCCGCCGAACCUGGGCAGCGCCAUCGACCGGCUCGGCGCCGUGCGCAGGCGCCUCUGGGCGGAGGACAACGCGGCUGGGCUGUGUGAUACGACGCACGGCACGCUAUUCGACGGCGACGAGGACGACGCCACGGGACAGAAACACACCUUCAAUACGCUCGUCACUGAGGACGACGUCUCGGCCGCCAAGACCCGGCGCAUGCGCUGGCUGUCGCAGAUCUGCGAGUACUGGCCGCUGCGCAAACUGGCCAGCAUCUCCGACGACGACAUCGAGCGCAUCCUGGCGGCGUACUCGUCCGGCAAAGACGGUCCGAACGGCGUCGCGGGGGUCGACCCGCCGACGCGGUCGACCGGCCGCAUUGUGCUGGCCGGAUCGGGGCCGGGCCACCCAGACCUGCUCACCCGGGCGACGUACAACGCCAUCCAGAACGCGGACCUCAUCCUGGCGGACAAGUUGGUCCCGGCGCCGGUGCUGGAGCUGAUCCCGCGCCGCACGGAGGUGCACAUCGCGCGCAAGUUCCCCGGCAACGCGGACCAGGCGCAGGAGGAGUUCCUGCAGAUGGGGAUUGAGGCGCUGCGGCGCGGGCGCCAUGUGCUGCGGCUGAAGCAGGGCGAUCCGUAUCUGUACGGGCGCGGCGGGGAGGAGUUUGAGUUCUUCCGCGGCGAGGGGUACACGCCGGUUGUGCUGCCGGGGAUCACGAGCGCGCUGAGUGCGCCGCUGUUUGCGGAGAUCCCGGCCACGCACCGCGGCGUGUCGGACCAGGUGUUGGUGUGUACGGGGACGGGGCGCAAGGGCGCCGCGCCCGAGCCGCCGACGUAUGUGGCCACGCAGACGGUGGUGUUCCUCAUGGCGCUGCAUCGGCUGUCAGCGCUGGUGGACUCACUGGUUUCGCCGCCGAGUGAGGGCGCCCGCCCGCGCACCCCGUGGCCGAAGGAGACGCCGUGUGCGAUUGUCGAGCGCGCGUCUUGCACCGACCAGCGGGUGAUUCGCUCAACACUGGAGCAUGUUUGCCAGGCGUUUGAGGCGGAGGGAUCGCGGCCACCGGGGCUGUUGAUUGUGGGAGCCAGCUGUCAUGUGUUGCAUUCCUCGAAGGAGCAGAAAUGGGUUGUGGAAGAGGGGUUUCGGGGGCUGGAUGAGCUACGGGUGAUUGAUUAG